AUGAACAAAGAGGGCGUCAGUGGUGAAAUCGAGUCUCAUCGUGAGAGUUUGAUCACAAGUAAACAAGCACUGAUUGUGACUCCACCAGUCGACUCUAUCGCUUUGGUUAAUGAAAUGGUGCAACUAAACUGUAGUGUCUCGGAAGCCUACGGACCUAACGUAUAUUGGUUCAAUUCUGGCACAUUUCCGAUUACAACUGAUAAAACACCCAAAUAUGGCAAAGCAGACAAGUAUAACAUAACUGGUGGAGAACUGGAUUACAAUUUAGUGAUUUACGAUAUUACGUUACAAGAUGAAGACAUUUAUAAAUGUGUACGUGACCCGUAUGAAGUAGUUGCAAAUUUAUAUGUUGUCGCUAACGCAAGCAAAUGCUCAGUACAAAAUAAUGUAAUUAUUACUGGAGAAGAGGUAGAGUUUUACUGCACUAUAGACUUAAAUAACGAUGCCCCUGGUGACUUGGUGUGGUAUGCAGACAAUAUAGAAUACGCACGUAGCAGUAAUAGACCCAGUACAUGGACAGCGACACUGAAUAAAACACACAAUGGAGUUGAAUUCUACUGUCGAUUUGAACAUUACACACUCUCUCAGGAACAAUGGGAUAGCACGGCUUGUAAAGACAAGAUAAUCAUCCUCGCAGAAUACGGUCCAGAUGUUUCAAUUGAGGAUAACAGUGAUGGAAGAGUAAUCGAGGGUGAUACUUACACGGCAAAGUGUAUGGCAGAUGCUAACCCGUUCGCAAAUUUAGAGUGGUUCAAAUAUCAGAGAUUUAAUAGCAAUGACUCUAACCUUACACUAGUUAAUGUUGAAAGAUGGCAAGAAGAUCCACCUACUGUGGAGAUAUCGACGGUUAAUGUUCAUGAAGUUGGUGAUAAUGUGACACUUAAUUGUAGUGUCAUGGAAGCCAAUCCGAUGACAGACAACAUAACGUGGUAUAGAAAUGGUCAAGCUGUACAUUAUUCUGCAGUGUAUACUCUGUACAAUAUAACAUGUGACGAUAAAGGCGAAUAUGAAUGCAGAGCAACAAAUAUAUAUUUCGACAAUAGUCUUGGAAUAGGAAGUGACACAACGAACCUACUUGUCCAGCACAAACCCACAGUCAUCAUUUCCAGUCACAAUAAUGGUAAUGUUAUUGAGGGUCACGAUUACACAGCAACAUGUUCAGCAGAUGCAGAACCACAAGCCACACUGACGUGGAUCUAUCCAGACGGCACAGAGUUCAACAACGGUAAUCUAUUACUGAUUGACAUUGACAGACAUAGCAAUGGAACAUACAUUUGUGUUGCUGAAAAUCAACUUGGGAACGGUGAAAGAGGAAGUGGCAUGAAAUCAAUUUAUGUAGAUGUACAAUAUCCACCCACAGUAUCCGUUGUACCUGUCAUAACCUGUAUGGAGGGUGACACCGUUACAAUGACGUGCAAUGUAACAGAUUCAAAUCCACCUGUCGAUACUAUUCAAUGGUUUAAGAAUGAUGCAUUAAUGCACAGCGAUGGAACGUAUACGUUCGACAAUAUCACUAGAAAUAACACGGGAGAAUAUAAUUGUACAGCGACAAACACUUAUUUUGAUGACAGUUCCGGAGUUGGAAGAAGUAUUACUAACAUAUACGUACAAUAUAAACCUGCAGUCAUCAUUGCCGGUCACAAGAAUGGGAAAGUUAUAGAAGGUAACGAUUACAUUGCAACAUGUUCAGCAGAUGCAGUACCACAAGCCACAAUUACGUGGAUCUAUCCAGACGGCACAGGGUUCAACAACGGUAAUCUAUUACUCAGUGCUAUUGACAGAUACAGCAUCGGGUCCUACACGUGUGUCGCUGAAAAUCGACUUGGGAACGGUGAAAGAGGGAGCGACACAAAGUCAAUUAAUGUAGAUGUACAAUACCCGCCCACAGUAUUCGUUGUACCUGAGAUAACCUGUAAGGAGGGUGACAUAGUAACACUGAAGUGUAAUACAUCAUUUGUUGAUGUUAACGUAACUUAUGAUGAACAUGAAGGACCAGCGCAUGACCGUGUCGUUGAGAAUAACCUUCAAACAAAGGGCGAACAUGUGUACGCUUCGCUUACGAAAACACAAUCAGCAGAAAAUAUCUACACAAACCUCCAUGAAAAGGUUUGGGAAUUUCCAAGAGAAAAUAUUGUGAUAAACGAGAUAAUUGCUAAAGGAUCAUAUGGCAACAUUGCUAAAUCAGAAGCAUGGAAUAUUGCAGACACACGUGGGAGUACUACAGUUGUAGUAAACAUAUUUGAAGAAAACCCAAUUGAAGAUGAAAGAAUCACACUUCUGAAUGAUGUGGAUAUGAUGAAAUCGCUUGGCUCGCAUCCAAAUGUCGUCGAUUUAUUAGGAUAUUGCACGAUAGACGAUCCAAUUCUAUUAAUAUUUGAAUACAUGCCAAACGGGAAUUUACAAAAGCGUCUUCAAAAUUCACGAGAAUUGGAGACAUCGUCAUACGUCAAUUUAACUACGAGAAGAAACACACUGACAAACUACGAUCUUCUUAGUUUUUCUUAUCAGUGUGCAAUGGGAAUGGAGUUCCUUGAGUGGAAGAAGUACAUGCACUCUGAGUUAGCUGCACGUAAUAUAUUGAUGAAUAACAGAAUGAUUUGCAAAUUAUCAAGAAUUGGCUUAGCGAGAGAUGUUGGUGAUAAAAAUCGUAAUGAUACAAUCACUCAGAAGCAUCUAUAUGCAAAGUGGAUGUCACCAGAAACCUUACUAGAAAACGUGCAUACAAUCAGAAGCAAUGUUUGGUCGUUCGGAAUUUUACUAUGGGAAAUAUUUACAUUAGGUUGUGAACCCUACCCAAACAUAUCAGUACCAGAAUUAAUAGAAUCACUAGGUAAAGGCCAUCGAAUGCCUAAACCCGGACAGUGUGACACGCAACUGUAUUCUUUGAUGUUAAAGUGUUGGAAUGUUAAUCCUUCUCAUCGACCAACAUUCAAGGACAUUGUGGAUAAUAUAAAAACGUGUCUGGAUGACGCCAAGUUUGGUAGUGUAUUCUGCGUACAAUCAUUCCAAGGUUAUUUUAUUGACCAACGUAUUAACUGA
Messenger RNA from Saccoglossus kowalevskii, 3039 nucleotides. Its product is annotated as fibroblast growth factor receptor 2-like. Gene Ontology annotation, cellular component: plasma membrane; signaling receptor complex. Gene Ontology annotation, molecular function: ATP binding; transmembrane receptor protein tyrosine kinase activity. The record is from RefSeq and is a predicted model, not a curated record. Gene Ontology annotation, biological process: positive regulation of kinase activity; multicellular organism development; cell surface receptor protein tyrosine kinase signaling pathway. NCBI's taxonomy places the organism in Eukaryota, Metazoa, Hemichordata, Enteropneusta, Harrimaniidae.